GUGGGAUAUCGUAUGGUCCGAAACCAAUGGCUGCCACCACGGCUUCUCAUCCCAAGAUAACGAACGGCGUCGGAAUCGGUCCUCGAGUCAGACUCGGUUGCUCCUGCUUAACUCAUCGACCGGCGUCCGCCUCAUCAACGAUCACUCCUACUCUCCCCCGCAUUCCCCAUGGCCUCCUCACCCUCAAACGUGGUUCCACCAGUCGGCGUGCUGUUCGAGGCGACUUAGUUGCUUCAUUCGCCACUCGCCGCCGUGCUUCGCCUCCGUCGCUUACGACCUCCGCCGCUCUCUCCACUGAGGAACUGGCGCAGACUAGCUCUUCAGGGAAAAGUGUUGAGAAUCUAGUAAUCAUAGGGUCAGGACCUGCUGGAUAUACUGCUGCAAUUUACGCAGCUCGAGCAAACUUGAAGCCCGUGGUGUUUGAAGGAUACCAAGUAGGUGGCGUUCCAGGGGGUCAGUUGAUGACCACUACAGAUGUAGAAAACUUUCCAGGUUUUCCAGAUGGAAUUACUGGUCCAGACUUGAUGGACAGGAUGCGACGGCAAGCUGAACGUUGGGGAGCUGAAUUGUAUCAGGAAGAUGUGGAAUUUGUAGAUGUAAAGAAUGCUCCUUUUACUGUCCAAAGUAGUGAACGUAAGGUAAGGUGCCAUAGUAUCAUUUUUGCCACUGGAGCUACCGCAAAUAGACUUAGAAUACCCGGAGAAGAUGAAUUUUGGAGUAGAGGAAUUAGUGCAUGUGCAAUAUGUGAUGGAGCUUCACCACUCUUCAAAGGGCAAGUCCUUGCUGUGGUUGGAGGUGGUGAUACAGCUACUGAGGAAGCUAUAUACUUAACAAAGUACGCACGCCAUGUGCAUUUACUUGUACGCAGAGACCAUCUAAAAGCAUCAAAGGCAAUGCAAGAUAGAGUUUUCAACAAUCCAAACAUCACUGUGCAUUUCAACACAGAGACUGUGGAUGUGGUUAGCAACCCAAAAGGCCAGAUGUCAGGCAUUCUGGUUAGGAGAGUAGACACCCAAAAGGAAUCUGUGCUGGAGGCAAAGGGGUUGUUUUAUGGGAUAGGUCAUUCUCCAAAUAGUCAGCUGUUGGAAGGGCAAAUUAAACUUGAUAGCUCCGGUUAUAUAUUGGCCGAGAAGGGCACAACAAAAACCUCUGUUGAAGGUGUCUUUGCAGCUGGAGACGUGCAGGACCAUGAAUGGAGGCAGGCCAUUACUGCAGCGGGAUCAGGAUGUGUUGCUGCCCUAUCAGUUGAGAGAUACCUUACAAGCAACAAUCUUCUUGUUGAAUUCCACCAGAAACCAACCGAAGAGGUUAAAAAGGAUCUCACAGACCGAGAUGUCCAGGAAGGUUUUGAUAUCACACUUCCAAAACACAAGGGACAGUAUGCCUUACGGAAGCUGUAUCAUGAGAGCCCAAGACUCUUAUGUGUGUUGUACACCUCACCAACCUGUGGUCCCUGUCGGACAUUGAAACCUAUAAUCACCAAGGUUGUUGACGAAUUUGAGCAUGAUGUCCAUUUUGUUGAGAUUGAUAUCACCGAAGACCCAGAGAUUGCCGAGGCAGCCGAAAUUAUGGGGACACCAUGUGUGCACUUCUUCAAAAAUAAGGAGAUGCUCAAGACCCUAUCCGGAGUAAAGAUGAAGAGAGAAUACAGGGAAUUCAUUGAAGCCAAUAAAUAAGAAGACACCAAUUCUUUUGCAUUAUUAUAAUCUCACAUCAGCCCCCAAUAACUCUUCAUCCUUUACAUGUCCAUAGCAUGCCCAUGCUGUGUGGUAAAUGUGUGUGUUGUUGUAGCAUUACUCCAUUUUUAUCUUAUAAGAGAAACCAAACUCAAAGUGAGGUGGGGUUUGGCUCGAUUUGAUUUGGCUCCGUUAUAGAAGAUUGAAAUGCUUGAAUGGUGUUAUGUAACCAAACAACGAAGUCUAAAAUAGGUUUCGAACACGAGAGAUAGACAUAACACAAUGUUUAUCGUUGAGACAAAUCCAGAUUAAAUUUAUUAUUGAAAA
This is a messenger RNA of Cuscuta campestris, 2003 nucleotides long. NCBI's taxonomy places the organism in Eukaryota, Viridiplantae, Streptophyta, Magnoliopsida, Solanales, Convolvulaceae. The record is from the annotation of a GenBank genome assembly.